ACACGUGAGAGGCAAACACUGUAGUUUAGCCGCAAGAAUCUCGUCCCCUGUUUUAUUAUUACAAGGUCAACUUCUGGUCUCUCUCUCUAUUCACUUCUAAAUUUUACUUAUUAAUCAUUCAAUUAGAUAUUAAUCUCCUUAUUUAGUAGAUUCUGAUUUCAAAUCUAAACCAAUAAAUAAUUCAACAAACGUAACUUCAUAUUUUCAAAAUAUUAAUUAUAAAAAAUGAAAAACCUCGGUUUGAUGAUCACACACCUCACAUAGAAGCUUCUUUCUUAUUCUUCACUUAUAAAUCUUAGUUAAACUCAUCACUUAAACUCACGACUAGCAAUGGCGUCGAUCACCUGUUCCUCCGAUCAACGUCUCCCAACAAGCAAGAGACGUUUAAAGCCGUUGAUAUUAAGAGACUACUUAUUACUCGAUGAUCUCAGCUCUUGUUCAUCCAACGGCUUCAAAUCAUUCCCACGUCGUCAACCUCUUCCUUCCUCUUCAUCUUCCACCGUUCGUCGUCUCCUUGACGCCGAGAUGAAACUGUCAGGGUUGAUCCACAAGCCGCGUCUCACUAGAAGAAGCCGUACGACUUGCGGAACGGCGAUCAGUAACGCCGUCCAUAAAGCUUCUACGGCGUUUCUUAACGCCGUUAAACUUAUACCGUUCCAUGCAACCGCUACGUUAGGAAAGGGAGAUGAGAAACAACAAGGCGGUUUCUCUGGAAGCUUCUCUAAAAGACGCUUCUGGGGAAAACCGGUAAGUCAAUCUCGCCGUGAAGUUACCGUCAUUGACGUCGGAGAUGGAGAGAUCCAAUGGUGGCGAUCCGCCGCGUUUUUCCCGGACGAAGAGAGUUUAGGACAACCGUCCGAUCUGUUUUCUCAAAUCUCCACCGUCGCCGACGAAGCGACAUUCUCAGUCUCUGAAGAUUCGGUGAUCACCACCACCGUGAACAUUAUCAUCGGUGGUGACUCGUCGAGUUCCGGUAGCGAGUUUUUCACGAACUCGUCGUCGUCGGAGAUUGUACAGUCAUCUUCUUCGUUGUUCUCUUCGACGUCGAACGGAAACGACGCCGUGGAAGACGGUGGUGAGAUCGGAGAGAGUUUAAACGCACGUGACUGUGACGGAUCAUCUGUCAACUGCGACAGCCUGUGCAACAGAAAGGAAUUUGUGAAUGAAGAAAAAGAACAACUCAGUCCAGUAUCAAUCUUGGAAUGCCCUUUUGAAGAUGAAAUAACUGGUCUUAUCUCCCACCAAAAUGAUACAUAUGAGAAAAAUGCAAGAAAAAGCAGGAGAGUAAAUGGUUUGGUACGGCUUGAGCCACUAGAAUUGGAGAAACGCAUAGAGAAGUAUGUCGAGCGAGAAGAAGAAGAGUAUUCAUAUCACGUGGUAGAAACCGAAGAGGACGAAUCAGAAAACCGAGCAAACCGCUUGUUUGCUCUUGUGAAGUCAAGAAUCGGCGAAACAAACAACAUACUAGCUUUUAAUGUAGCAAAUAAUCUAUUGUUAGAUUAUCCUCAAGAAGAUAACAUUGGGGCAAAAGAAGAGACAUUAAUGGUGAAGAAAGUAGAAGAUUGGGUGAUGGAUAGACAAGAAGAGAUGUUUAUGAGUUGGGAAGUGAGGGAGAAGAGAGAGGUUUAUGUGAAGGAAAUGAAAUGGGGUUGCAUUAAUGGAGAUGAGAAAGAGAAUGUGGUUGAAGAAUUGGCUAAUGGUUUCUUCACUUUCUUGGUGGAUGAAUUCAUCUUCGACUUAGUUUUGUGAUGAUGACUAAAGUUUUUUUUUUGGAGGUGGGGGGGUGGGAGAAAUUAAGAUUUUAACUUUUUAAAAGAUUAGAUGUCAUAAUGUAUUAGAUAUAUGUUAUCUCGGAAUAAAAAAUAUGUAGUUUGGCAUAAGGGGAAUGACUCGUAUGAAAAGCGUAUAGAUUUCACAGUGUAUUAGAAAUAAAACUAUUUGUAGUUUGGCAUAAGAAGAAUGAUUCGUAUAAAAUGCUUGUAGUCCAUGUUCAUUUUUUAAUUUUUAGUGUCUAGCCUCUAGAGUGAGUGUUAAAUCCAGAGUCAUGUGUUGUUUUGUUUUUCUAACUUUUAAUAUGAUCUCUCAAUCUGCUUACUUUUCAAAUGUCGAAAUAAAUUCCACAACACUUUUAAAGAGUUUGAACAAUACAUUCACUCUACAACUUAUGGUGCAGAUCAGCAGUUAACUUUAAAAAAAUAACUGGAAAGUCCCAAGUUUAUUCAAAAACCAAUUGAAACAUAACUUAACAAAAAAAUGAGUAAAACAUAUUUAAAAUGUUUAAUAAUCAAGUUGGAAUGACAAAGAAAUGGGCACUUAGUACUUGUAUUCUUACACCACCCAUUGCUCACGUUUAUGUUACUAUGUGCAUCCGGUUUUGUUAUCUGGCAUUCUGUCUUUUAUGUUUUUAAAAAAGAUUCAUGAGUUCAGUUUGCCUUGAUGAUCAUAGGCUCAACUUGCUGCUUAGUGAUAUUAGAAGGGACUUGAUGAAGGGAACGUAUGUUUUUGAAGGAGAUAUUGUUUAUUGCGAAAAGUCGGAACAUAUGUAUACUGUGAGACGAGUCCAGUGAUGUCUAUAGCUCUCACAUGCAUCACUCUCCUUAUUUGAGUACAAUGAAUAGUUUGAUAGGAUUCUGCCAUUCACCAAAUAUGGAAGCAUUUAUGAUGUGCUUUCAAAAAUUUGAUGUGUUUACAAAUUCUUUGAUAAAAUAUAUUAAAUUCAUAAAGACCAUAUUACAAGUUUGUUAAUAUAAAAAUAUACUCCCUCCGUUUCAUAUCAAGCGUCGUUUUAGAGAAUUUUUUUCGUUACAAAAUAAGUGUCGUUUUCGAUUUUCAAUGCAAAAUUUAUUAAUUUUAUGCAAAAUUUAUUUUUCUAUUGGUUGAAAUAUGGUUAGGUGUAUAGGUAAUAGUGUUUUUUUUAUAGGAAGUGUAAAAAAUAAUUUGUUUCCUUAAUUUGUGUGCCGAAACCUAAAACGGCAUCAAACAGAGGGAGUAUAAACUAUGUUUUCGUAUUCUUCUGGUUCCAUCAUCUAUUUUCCAAAAUAAGAUUCUACAGUUUCCUAACAUUUUUUUUCAUUAAAUAUAGUUACAUAAUUUCUUGUCAAACAUGUUUUUUCUGUCAGGAAAAUAAUUCUAUAAUACUUUUUCCAAAUGUGAAUAUGUAGCUCGUUCUCUAAUGUUUUCUACCAAAACACUAUUGAAAAUAUCUAUCAAAAUUUAUUUGUAUGUCCUGAAAGUAUAUUUUCCAACGAAAAUAUAAUUCUGUGUUAAUGGGUCUGAUUGGUAAGGGCUGUAGCUUUAAAAAAUUUGCUGUAGAAAAAAAUUUGUAGACUUUUUGUUGUGGCUUUAGAUUUUAUUGCUGUAGAAUUUUAUGGAAAGCACUAAAAAAUUGCUUUGGAUAUUUGGCUCUGCAGAGCACUUGUACAGCUGUAGGUUAUUUCAAGAGCCGUGGUUUUAAAAAAGCUUGAUUGCUCUGAAUUUGGUGCUUUAUAAAUAAAUAGGGCUGUAGACAGCAUCUACAGCAACUACCAAUCACCCCCAAUGUGUUAUAUAAUAAAAGAGUUUUUCUUAGGCUCACCCUCUACGAUAAAUCUAUAUGUUCACCGACCAAUAAUAUUUAGUUGUAUUAUGUUUUUAAAAUAAAUAAAAAUAGUUGUAAUUACCAAAUUUGUUUUUUAAAUAUUGUUAACGCCGUCAGUAAAAUACUAAACUCCAAACCCUAAAUCAUAAGUCCUAAACCCUUGGAUAAAAAAUCCUAAAUCCUAGGGUUUAUGAUUUAUCUAUGAGUUUAGGGUUUGGUUUAGGGUUUAGGAUUAAAAAUUCAUGGUUUAUCCAAAGGUUUAUGAUUUAGUGUUUAGUAUUUUAUGAUGGCGUACACAAUAUUAAAAAAAAAAAUCUUUUUUGGUAAGUACUAUUAAUUUUAUUAUUUAAAAAUAUAGUAUAACUUUACAAAUUUUUAUUAUUUAAAAAAAAAAUAUAUAUUGAAUCUAAAUAACUAAAUACUAUUGGUUGCUGAACUUACAUGUUAUAUGUUCUAGGGUGAACCCAAGAAAAACUCAUAAUAAAAAUGUUAUCCACCUUCCCACCAAAAAUGUUAUUCUUUAUUUUGUUUUCCGUUACUAAGAAUAUUUUAUGUUAAAAACAUAGGCUACAUUUGGUCGUAAAAUAACAUUUUUCAUUUUUCUCAUAAAAUUUUUUCUGUCUGUUUUCAACUAAAAAUAUUCUUUUACGAUCGAUGUCUAUCAAAAUUGUAGUUUUCGUACUUUUCUGGAAAAAUGUAUUUUUUAAUAAAAAUAUUCUAUUUUCCCCCAAAUUAUUUCUCAACUAAAAAAAAACACCGGAAGUGAUUGGUUGGACGGUAGAUACCAACUUUAUAUUUAACUUUUAUCUAUCUAAAAAUAUCAAUCAUUCUUUAAAUCAAUUUCUAAAGAUACAAUAAAAAAAGGCGGUAAAACUCCUAUUUUUAAAAGCAAUAUUUUAUAUGUUGUAGGAAAAAUAUACAACUACAACAGAUAAAUCUAAAACAAAAAUUAUAUAACCAAAUUUAUACAGAGAAAAAAAUUUAAAGCUAUAUUCCAACCAAUCAUUCCCAUUUUUUUUCUUUGACCAAAAUAAUAAAUUGCAUUUUUGCUCUACAUUUUCCGUCAAUAGUAAGACUGCAUUAUUUCUUUAACUAUAUAUAUAUAAUUUUUUUAGAAAAUAAAAGCGAUAAAUGAAAUUUAAUUUUUAUCAAUAACUAUAAAUUUAAUAUCUUUUUUUAUAACACUUGCUCUAUAUUGGAGAUCCAUAGACCAUAGGUACAUAAGAUGGUAUGUCAAAACAUUUUUUUUCUUUUUUGCAACAAACAGCUAUUUUAUUACUCAAACUUGAGGUGGUCUGGGUAACCAGACCGGAAUAAAACAACCAAUAAAACAAAGAAAUCUAUGAAAGGAACGGGCAUUCCUAGCUAGCGAAUCAACAAUCUCAUUUUGCGUCCUUGGGAAAUAGCUGAUCUUGAAGUCCUUGUGUCCUUGAACGACCUCCAGCUCAGUUGAGAAGUUUAGCCAAACUUUUGGGUCCACUAUCAUUGCAAUCAGGUCCUUGCAGUCUGUCCCAAAUCUCUGACAGGUCGAAUGUUGUAUCAUGCUCUCCAUUGCCUAUUUUAACGCUUCCAGUUUCGAGUGUAAUGCUGCCUCACGCCUCCUCAUGUUCCGUGACCCCAUAAGUUGAAUCUUCCCCAUGCGAUAUUUCCAAACCCAUCCAAAUCCACUAAAUUGAGCUGUGGAGGUUCAUGAGCCAUCCACCAUACAAAUAUUACCCAAGCUUAAGGCUUGUGCUUCUUCAACAAUUUGUGCCCGUUGAAGAACAUGUAUGCUAUCCUUUGCAUUAUACCAAGCUUGGCAUUCACUCUCUGCAUAUCUGACUAAUUCCAAUGGGUCUCUGUCUAUACCUCUAAAUAGCUCAUCAUUUGUAGCCUUCCAUAUAUACCAGAUUAUCCAAGGAUAAGGAUCUUUGUCAUCUUCUGGCUUCAUAAUAUUAUUUUUCCUCCAGAGAUAGUCCAUAUUGGCGUAUAUACUCAAUACAAGCAAAGUCUGAGAGCUUGACAGUGUCGAUGAUAAUGUCCACGCUUGUAAAGCUGGCGGGCAUUCGAAGAUCGCAUGAGUAACAGUUUCUUAUGACUCUCCACAUCUUGGACAAUAGUUAUCACAUCGUAUAUUACGGCGUACCAGAUUCCUUGUUAGUGCUACCUGUCCUGAAAUUAAUUACUAUAUAAGAUGAAAAAUCUUUUAUGGUGCAUUAACUUCCCAAGCAAAGAUUUGAAGUUUGGUCAAAUUGGGUUGCAG
Molecule: messenger RNA, 5819 nt
Organism: Brassica napus (rape)
Lineage: Eukaryota; Viridiplantae; Streptophyta; Magnoliopsida; Brassicales; Brassicaceae
Exons: 3
Coding region: 331-1749 (472 amino acids)
Source: RefSeq, a predicted model, not a curated record